CCAGAUACUGUCAGAGACAUGCCCCUUAACCAUCUCACAGCCGGGAGGAAGAGUUUGGUGUGGAGUAUAAAUUCUGAAUAAAUGGAAACCACAAUCUGAUGAAAGAGCAGGUUUAAUUAUUAACAUUUUGUCCGACUCUUGGGAAAGAAAGAAUCUUGCUUCCUGUGUUCUGAAAGUUAGUAACACCCUGGUUACCGCCCCAAACUGUCUCUCGAGUUUUAGAUCUUCGUUACGGAUCACUGAAGACUCUACUGUAGGCUACUCUUCAAGAUAACUACAGCUGCCUAAUAUUGCUCAUCGACUUGCUGGUCUGCAGGAUGUCGCUGCCAAGACAGCUGAGAGACGAGAGUGACUUUGACCAGCUUCCCGACGAUAUCCCAAUAUCGGCCACCAUUGCUGACAUCGAGGAGAAGAAAGGGUUCAUCGUCUAUUAUCGGUUUGUGAUCGAAGUGAAGACCAAAGGCGGCUCUAAAUACCUCAUAUACCGGCGUUACCGACAGUUCCUCGCACUUCAUCAGAGCUUGGAGCACAAGUUCUCCCCUGAGACUCAGACCGCCACCUACUCCUGCACCUUACCCUCACUACCGGGCAAGGUGUUUAUGGGGAAAAAACAGGAGAUAGCAGAAAGCAGAAUCCCAGAACUCAACGUCUACAUGAAGAAGCUGUUGAGCCUCCCCACGUAUGUUCUACUGGAGGACGUGGUGCGGAUGUUCUUCUACCAGAGCAAUUCAGACAGCAAGCAGAUCCCCAGGACCCUACGCCGGCUCCGCCCCCCCACACGCAGAGUGAAGACUGUCAAAACCAAGCCUGACCUGCUCUCCUCCCCCAGAGCUGAGGCGAUGUUCGACUUCAGCGGGAGCGGGAAGCUGGAGCUCAGCCUGCGGGCCGGAGAGGUGAUCUUUCUGCUCAAGAGAGUCAACGCCGACUGGCUGGAGGGGACUGUGAGGGACAGGACAGGCAUUUUCCCUAAGUCCUUUGUGAAGAUCAUUAAGCCCCUCCCAGACAGUGACUCUGAAGGGGAGGGGCAGGAGAAGGGCGCGGCAGGCUCCUACAGCUGCCUCCGCUGCUACCUCCAACAGGGCCCGGACGUGGAGACCAGGGACGUCUGUGUAGAAGAAGACCUCUCCACCCAGCCUGCCUACAGCGAGCUCCUCACUCUUAUGAGGGAGGUGUUCAAGUUGGAAGACAUAGCGCUGAACUAUCGCGACCCGGAAGGAGACCUCAUUCGUAUUUUGGAUGACGUGGACAUCGGACUGAUGUUAACGGAAGGCAGGCUCCACGGAAUGGCGGUUAAGCGGCCUGUCAACCAGUUCCCAUGGGAACUGUACAUCACGCUGGCCUCUGACCUGUCUGUGUAUAAUACAGAAUUCUAAGUGUACACCUAAAUGACUGUGGGAGAAAGGUGGACCCCACACUGCUCUCAGUGAGACUUCAACUUCACAGUAUUCACAUUUUACGGUAACCAUACAGUACCGUGCAAAAAUGUGAGAACCACUGCUCAAAAAGCCUUUUACAAUUAAUAUUUAAGUGAAGAGAAGAAAACCUGACAUCUAGCUAGUACAGUGUUAAACAUGACACAUUUCUGACACUUCCUGUAGCCAGCUAAGAGUCUUUAAAUUCUCGCUUUUGGCUUCCUGGCGGAACUCUCGCUCAGAAAUAUUCUUCGGCCUCCUUGCAUGUAUGGCAGGUUUGAGAUCUCGCCAAAGAUUUUCAAUAGUAUUUAAGCCAUUCCAAGACCUUCAUCCAUCUUUCCUGGAGGUACUUCAUGGUUGAUUUUGAGUUGUGCUUUGGAUCAUUGUCUUGCUGGAAUAUCCAACCUCUCUGCAACUUCAGUGUCUGGACUGACCUAUGGCGAUGUCAUGUAGGUCUUUGUUGUUUAAAGUAUGUUGUAUUGCUGUCAUGUGAACAGCUAGACCUGUGAUUGCACACUUUUUACAAUCUUGCUUUAAAAUUUGCAGAAAGGUCUCUUGUUUGUUGUCCUACCAUUAGAGUUCAGGUUUUCUUUUGAUCACAUACAGAUUCAUUGUAACAGACAUUUAAACGAGUGCCUGCAUUUUUGCACCCCACUGUAUGUAAGUCCACAGUUGCUCAAGAUAUGAAGGCAAAUCACUUUUGCACAUUUGCAUCACAAUUUGUAGUGCCCUCGGCCAUCUGCUCUGAACACAACCAUUACAGCUACUUCAGCAAUAUAAAUCAGGUCACUGUUCAAAGUAGUCAUUUUUUCUCUGUUUUUUUAUGACUGAUUCAGGAGUAUUUCAGGAAAAUGCUGAAGUACUUCCCGUAUAAUUUUGUGUACUAUAUAUUGUACGUUACACCAUAAUACCAUGUGUCCUUUUGGAGUCUUCAAAUGGCCUUUUUGGAAACCCGCCAAGCUUAGCUUAGAAAAAGCAAUGGAGAAUGCUCACUUUUGGUGAUAAUGUCAUCAAAUGGAUUUGGUUCAUGUUGUGGUUCCAUUGUGUUUCUAAGCCCACCUGGCAUGUGUCCAGCCCUCAAAAACAAUAAAAUAUUACCGGUUUGAAAAAAA
This is a messenger RNA of Conger conger (European conger), 2524 nucleotides long. RefSeq names its product neutrophil cytosolic factor 4 (gene ncf4). Gene Ontology annotation, cellular component: NADPH oxidase complex. The record is from RefSeq and is a predicted model, not a curated record. The coding region runs from base 318 to 1373 and encodes 351 amino acids. NCBI's taxonomy places the organism in Eukaryota, Metazoa, Chordata, Actinopteri, Anguilliformes, Congridae. Gene Ontology annotation, biological process: respiratory burst; superoxide anion generation; phagocytosis. The transcript has 10 exons. Gene Ontology annotation, molecular function: superoxide-generating NADPH oxidase activator activity; phosphatidylinositol binding; protein binding.